This is a messenger RNA of Echinops telfairi (small Madagascar hedgehog), 2074 nucleotides long. It is a transcript of the gene NDRG1, whose product is annotated as N-myc downstream regulated 1. Bases 101 to 1255 code for a protein of 384 amino acids. Gene Ontology annotation, biological process: signal transduction. Gene Ontology annotation, cellular component: cytoplasm. Lineage: Eukaryota; Metazoa; Chordata; Mammalia; Afrosoricida; Tenrecidae. The record is from RefSeq and is a predicted model, not a curated record. The transcript is spliced from 16 exons.
UGCGCGCUUCAGCUCCACUGGUUCGCCACUGCCACUGCCCCAGCCACUGACCGCUCAGUCUUCCUCCUUUGGCCUCAGGCAGGUGAUAAGCAGGGACGACAUGAAUCGGGACAUGCACGACGUGGACCUCGCCGAGGUGAAGCCUUUGGUGGAAAAAGGGGAGACCAUCACCGGCCUCCUGCAGGAGUUCGACGUGCAGGAGCAGGACCUGGAGACUUUAUUCGGCACCAUUCACGUCACGCUGUGUGGGACCCCCAAGGGGAACCGGCCCGUCAUCCUCACGUACCAUGACAUCGGCAUGAACCACAAAACCUGCUACAACCCCCUCUUCAACUCCGAAGACAUGCAGGAGGUCACCCAGCACUUUGCUGUCUGCCACGUGGAUGCCCCCGGCCAGCAGGACAGCGCCGCCUCCUUCCCCAUGGGGUACGUGUACCCCUCCAUGGACCAGCUGGCUGAAAUGCUUCCUGGAGUCCUCCACCGGUUUGGGCUGAAGAGCAUCAUUGGCAUGGGAACAGGGGCCGGCGCCUACAUCCUGACGCGGUUUGCGCUGGACUACCCCGACAUGGUGGAAGGACUGGUCCUCAUUAACGUGAACCCUUGUGCUGAAGGCUGGAUGGACUGGGCUGCCUCCAAGAUCUCAGGGUGGACCCAGGCACUGCCUGACAUGGUGCUGUCCCACCUCUUUGGGAAGGAAGAAAUGCAGAACAACGCAGAGGUGGUCCACACCUACCGCCAUCACGUGGUGAACGACAUGAACCCCACCAACCUGCACCUGUUCAUCAAUGCCUACAACAGCCGGCGGGACCUGGAGAUCGAGAGACCCACGCCUGGGGCUCACAGCGUCACCCUGCAGUGCCCUGCUCUGCUGGUGGUUGGGGACGACUCUCCUGCCGUGGAUGCUGUGGUGGAGUGCAACUCUAAACUGGACCCCACAAAGACCACCCUCCUUAAGAUGGCGGACUGUGGUGGCCUCCCUCAGGUCUCCCAGCCGGCCAAGCUUGCUGAGGCUUUCAAAUACUUCGUGCAGGGCAUGGGCUACAUGCCUUCUGCCAGCAUGACCCGCCUGAUGCGGUCCCGCACAGCCUCGGGGUCCAGUGUCACCUCCCAGGAGGGUGCCCGAAGCCGAGCCCACACCAGCGAGGGCUCACGCAGCCGAGCCCACACCAGCGAGGGCGCCCGCCUGGACGUCACCCCCAACUCCGGCACCACCGGCAACAGCGCUGGGCCCAAGUCCAUGGAGGUGUCCUGCUAGGCGCCCUGCGGCCGCCGCUGCCCCUGAACUCUGAUCUGUAGCGGCCCGUCCCCCUGACCCCUUCCUGCCCGCUCCCUGCCACCCCACACAUUGCUUGGCAUGAAUCCAAAGCCAAUUGUCCCACGUGGGCUCCCGCAGUGACAAAGUGAAAUGGGUUUGGGCUGACCUUGGUGGCAGGGGGCAGGGUGGGCCAAGGAAGAAGCAUCUCUGCUGUUGUGUUUUUCUUAACAGGUGGCAGCAGGGUGGGGGGAUGGGGGGGUGCUCUGUGUCCCUCCCUCACACACCCAACUGCCAAAAAACAAAAGGAGCCAGCCCUGGCCACCCUGAGGCAGAAGGGUGUUUUGUCAGGCAGAGGGGAUGGCCCACCUACUUCCUGUUUCCCCUCCAACUUAAAAAAAAAAUUCAACCCAGCAAUCCGAAAACAAAACCCCUUUCGGAUUUGGGAAGGGGGAGAGCAGGGACUUGUGGGUAGCCCUUUUAAAUCGAGAAACAGAAAGCGGGAGGCAAGAGGGGGAGAUGGGAUUUAUAUCCGGGCGACCAGUGAUUUGCAAACACAGAGCGAUGGGCGUUUUCAAGUUAUGCACACGGCCAUGUGGACUCGGGAGCCCCAGGGGCUGGACAGAUUCUCGGUCUCAGCUAGUGGUCAGUGUCCCCAGUUGACCACUUUGGUUCUGCUGUCCGCCUCCCCCUCCACACACAUGCCACAAAGGGUUGCUUUUGCUGUGGGCAGCUUGUGCGGCUCAGGAGACACACACAGCCUCCCAAGUGGAGGGAACCGUUCCUGUGGGCUCUGCCAUCCCCGCGUGGGGGGUUCACAGU